AUGUGGACGCUGUUGCUUAUUUUCGCUUGUUACCCUUUCGUGCACGCAUUGCAGGAAACUUUCAUCGACCUUACAGGUCGCUGGAAUUUCACUUCUAUUAAAGGUUACAAUGGAACAGCUAUUGUUCCGGGCGAUCUCUUCCAUGACCUCUGGAUAAACGGUUUCAUAAAAGAUCCCCUUUAUGGGAAUAAUUAUUUCGCGCUAAAAAAUGUCACGGAAAACAAUGAGUUCACGUACUUUCGUGAGUUCUCUAUCGAAACCGUUCAUCCCAAGGAGGAAUACGUUCUCUCGAUUGGUGGUCUGGAUACUUAUGCAGUCGUCUCACUCAAUGGAAACCGGAUCGUUGCUUCAUACAACCAAUUUCUUUCUCACCUUGUCAAUAUCACUGGUCGCAUUCACGACGGAACUAACGUGCUCUCAAUUACGUUCAAGAACACCGUCGCAUAUGCAAAAGAUGGUGCGAGACGCUUCAAGGCAAAAACUGGCCUUUCUGUUCCUCCCGAGUGCCCACCAGCUUUAAUUAAUGGAGAAUGCCAUGUGAACUUUGUCAGAAAAGCGCAAUACAGUUUUGGAUGGGAUUGGGCUCCAUCUAUGCCGACCGUUGGAAUUAGCAAGGAUAUUUUCAUCGUGAGAUAUUUGCAAAACUACCUUGAAGAUUUCACAUUCCAAACAUUCAGAACAGAAAUGGAUUGGCUCGUUGAAGUGGAAUUCAGAGUUCUUCACUACACUGACGGUCGCUUCCAGUUAUACGUCGAAAUUCCAGAACUGGGAGUCUACGAAAAAAUGAGUUACGAUUUCGUCAGUGCUGGAGAAAUAACGCGGACAUUCGUCAAACACAAAUUUUACAUCGAUUCCGAGAAAGUUCAAUUGUGGUGGCCUGUUGGAUACGGACCACAAAAGCUCUACGACAUCAGAGCCAGAGCUGGAACUCAUACAAAGACAAAAAAAAUUGGAUUCCGAAGCGUUGAACUCGAUGAAUCAUUUGUCGAUGAAAAGGAUUCAGAAAAAGGAAGAAAUUUCUUCUUUAAAGUGAAUGAUAUUCCGAUUUUCCUUAAAGGUACCAAUUGGGUUCCGGUAUCCAUGUUUCCGUAUCACAAAGAAAACGAGGAGAGAGUGGAAUUCUUGCUUGACUCUGUCGUUGAGGCCGGAAUGAAUACGAUUCGCGUCUGGGGAGGUGGAUUUUACGAAAGUGAACAUUUUUACGAAUAUGCUACCAAAAAAGGACUUCUCAUUUGGCAAGAUUUCAUGUUUGCCUGUUCGUUAUAUCCAAAUGAGGAAUUGUUCAAGCAAACCACUGACAAAGAAGUACGACUGCAGACUCUUAGACUCGCAAAGUAUCCCUCCAUCCUGACCUUCUCCACCAACAAUGAAAUUGAAGUCGGAAUUCGUCAAAAUUGGUUCAAAUCGGAUAACUACACAAUGGAGCAACAAUCAGAAGAUUAUGUGACGAUGUUCAAGAAUAUAAGAGAUAUCAUUGAAUACAAUAGCCACGAGAUACCAAUCCAGUACUCAAGCCCAUCGAAUGGUCGCAAAACCUACGAUGAUGGAGGUGUCUCUGAGAAUCCGCAAGAUCCCAAAUAUGGCGAUAUUCAUUUUUACGAUGAUCUGAAGAACCAUUGGAAGGACAACACUUUCAAAACACCACGAUGUGCUUCGGAGUACGGUGUCCAGUCUUAUCCACUUGAAUCUACAAUGCUGAAGCAUAUUGACAAAUCGGAUUGGAGCUACGUCAGCGACACAAUGUUCUACCGGCAACAUCACACAGGUGGAAUUGCCACCAAUUUGUAUAUGAUUUUCUCCCACCUUCCGAUUCCAAAACAGUGCAAGUCGUACGAUUUGAACAGCCUUUCUGAGUGCGACUACAUCAUAUCGCCAAACUUCAUGAGUCGUCUUGCAUACUAUUCUCAAGUUCACCAGGCCAUUGCCUUGAAAACACAAACCAUGCACUACCGAAAAUAUCGUAACACCACCAACGAGAGUGGCGAAGGAAAUACAAUGUGCGCAAUGUACUGGCAGCUGAACGAUGUUUGGGCCGCUCCUUCGUGGUCUUCAAUUGACACCGACCUAAAAUGGAAAAUGGCGCAUUACGAAGCUAAACGUUUCUUCUCUGAAGUUGCCGGCUACAGCCAUCUUGAUGAAAAAUCCCAUGACCUGAAAAUUCACGUGAUCAACGAUAAAAAUGAAGCGAUCAAGGAUGUCAAGGUUGAUGUGAAGCUUUUCGCAUGGACCAAUGAAUUCACUCCAAUUUACGAAUCCACUUUUGAUCUUGAACACCUUUCUGCUGGCUCGGUUCACAUGAUGUCGAUGAAGGAUGUCAUGCUUGAUAACUCGUUGUCGGAUUACGUGCUCGAGACUCGUGUUCAUAAUGAUGACGGAGAUGUGUCGCAUGUCGAUUACAUGAUUCCCGACAAGCUUUUUGAAGUCGAUUUCGAAUUCCUAGGAGAUGUGAAAAUUACUGACGUCCAUAAAAUCAACUCUCACCAAGUGAAAUUGACUGUCGAAACUGACAAGCCGUCGCUUUUCACGUGGAUCGAAUUUGACUUGGAUAUUCCUCAUUGGUUCAGUGACAACGGAUUCCACAUGAUGUCGUUUAGUAGAUCCAUCACCCUCUACACCUUUCGCCCAAUUGAUAGCGACGUCUCAACGAAUAACUUUUCGAUUUGCAAUUUGAAGUCUUGCUUCAACUAA
Molecule: messenger RNA, 2688 nt
Organism: Caenorhabditis bovis
Lineage: Eukaryota; Metazoa; Nematoda; Chromadorea; Rhabditida; Rhabditidae
Source: the annotation of a GenBank genome assembly